Messenger RNA from Mus caroli (Ryukyu mouse), 4613 nucleotides. It is a transcript of the gene Slc35a5, whose product is annotated as solute carrier family 35 member A5. NCBI's taxonomy places the organism in Eukaryota, Metazoa, Chordata, Mammalia, Rodentia, Muridae. Gene Ontology annotation, molecular function: pyrimidine nucleotide-sugar transmembrane transporter activity. The record is from RefSeq and is a predicted model, not a curated record. Gene Ontology annotation, biological process: pyrimidine nucleotide-sugar transmembrane transport. Gene Ontology annotation, cellular component: Golgi membrane.
GAAUGAGCGCGCCUGCGCAAUGGACGCUCAGGCUGCUCUUCCUUAGCGGGCGGCUCUUAGCUUUGUAUUCCAGCCCUGGAAGGCAGCGGGAGAAGGGUUGAUUUUUAUUGGCUUUUUUGUUUGUUUGUUUGUUUUUGUCGCCUUUGCUCCCGGCUCAUAGUUUCCCCACCAAUGGGUCUUCAAAACCUACUGCUGCUACUACGGACCUAGGCAGUCACUAUCUCGGCUCUAUGAUGUCCGUUCUUGCACUAGAACCUUCCCUGAGCGACUGAGGUCUGCCGACGGGGCUGCUCAUGAAAGUGAUCUUCUUAAGGCAAUUAAAAACCCGUGGAAUGGAAAGAAAAUGCUCCAGGCGCCCUGGGUUAGGCCCACCAACGCUGUACACAUUCCUGCUAGGCAUUAUAUUCAUUACUCUAAGUUCAAGUCGAAUCUUACUGGUAAAAUACUCUGCCAAUGAAGAGAACAAGUAUGACUAUCUCCCUACCACUGUGAACGUGUGCUCAGAGCUGAUGAAGCUGAUUCUCUGUACACUUGUGUCACUCUGUGUUAUAAAGAAAGAAGAUCAUCAAAGUAGACAUUUGAGAUGUACUUCCUGGAAGGAAUUCUCAAGUUUCAUGAAGUGGUCCAUUCCUGCCUUUCUGUACUUCCUGGACAACUUGAUUGUCUUCUAUGUCCUGUCCUAUCUCCAGCCUGCCAUGGCGGUUAUCUUCUCGAAUUUUAGCAUUAUAACAACAGCUCUUCUAUUCAGGAUAGUGCUGAAGCGGCAUCUGAACUGGAUCCAGUGGGCAUCCCUCCUGAUUCUGUUCUUGUCUAUCGUGGCCCUAACAGCCAGUACCAAAACGUCCCAGCAUGAAUUGGCAGGACAUGGAUUUCAUCAUGAUGCCUUCUUCACCCCAUCUAAUUCCUGCCUCCAUUUCAGGAGAGACUGUUCCCUAAGAGACAAUUGUACAUCAAAGGAGUGGACUUUCAGUGAAGUCCAGUGGAACACCACAGCCAGAGUUUUUAGUCACAUCCGUUUGGGCUUGGGCCACGUUCUGAUUAUAGUUCAAUGUUUUAUUUCUUCAAUGGCCAAUAUCUAUAAUGAGAAGAUCCUGAAGGAGGGGACACAGCUCACUGAGAGCAUCUUCAUACAGAAUAGCAAGCUUUAUUUCUUUGGCAUUGUUUUUAAUGGGCUGACGCUGGUCCUUCAGAGCAGUAACCGUGACCAGAUUCAGAACUGUGGGUUUUUUUAUGGCCACAAUGCAUUUUCAGUAGUCCUUAUUUUCGUGACUGCCUUCCAGGGCCUUUCAGUGGCUUUUAUCUUGAAAUUCUUAGAUAACAUGUUUCAUGUCUUGAUGGCCCAGGUGACAACUGUCAUCAUCACAACAGUGUCCGUCCUGGUCUUUGACUUCAGGCCCUCCCUGGAUUUUUUCCUAGAAGCCCCAUCAGUCCUCCUCUCCAUAUUUAUUUAUAAUGCUAGCAAGCCUCAAAAUCUAGAGUGUGCACCUAAGCAAGAAAGAAUCCGACAUCUGAGUGGCAGUCUUUGGGAGCGUUCCAGUGGGGAUGGAGAAGAGCUGGAAAGACUUACCAAACUCAAGAGUGAUGACUCAGAUGACGACACUUUAUAAUGGUACCUGGUUGGUGGACAACUCGCACAAACUGUGUUUGCACAUUUUCAGCAUUUGUGGCAAUUGUCUUUUCUGAUAAAGUGAUGAUGUUUGAAAGCAUAGUAUUCUUUACAUGUUAUCUAACCACUGAAUAAACAGCUCCAUCCAAGAUCUAUAGCAGCCACUGGGUAACAGAGUUCUGAGACCUAAACAUAGAACUCUGCAUAACUGACUACCUGAUGAGUCAACAGGACACUAUGCAGAUUGCUUCUUCAGCCUCCAGGGUCCAGAAAUCAUGUUAAUUUGACCCUACAGUUACACAAAUGGAGACAGCGUGCCACAUAUUAAUCAUCAAGUCAUAUCAUCUGCCUGCCAAGGUCAUCUCUCAAGGUCAUUGUUCUAUCAUCCUGCUUGUCCCUCAGAUUUCGAGGCCUUAGCAAUAGUCAUUUUGCUUUCAUUAAAGCAAUAACACCCUAAAAAUUUUGGCUGAAAGACCUAAGUAUCUGGCUGUGCCAUAGAUUUUAAAUAACAUCCUUUGUGAUAAAUAUUUUUAAGCUAUUAAGAAAUAAAAUUUCAAAAUUUUGUUUUUUUAAAUCAUCUUUUUUUAAAGCUUUAUUUACAUGAAAGUUGGUUGCCAUGUUAUCAUAGUUAGCACUUGUAUUUUAAUUCACCUAAGCCAUUGUAGAAUUGUUUGUUUGUUUGUUUGUUUGCUCUAUCCUUGGUUUGUACAUUUACAAAAUCUUGACAUCAUUACCUUUUGAUGUUGAGUUACUGUGCUGAGAAUUCAGUUGUUUUAUUUUUGAGUUAUUAAUUGAACUGUAGAAUUGUUACCUAUCUUUGUGUAAUAUCCUAGUGUGAAAGUCAAGUCUCUGGCUUUAGGAUGCCUUUAUAAGAAUUAUUUUGUAAAAAAAAAAUAAUGACUUUUAAUGAAAUAGAGUAGUGUUAUUCCAAGAGGGCCAGUAACCAGAAAGUCACCUCUCAACACACUUCCUACUUAUAAGUGCAUGGUAUUUCUCAAGACAAGUUUGCAUGCAGCCAGGUGACUCUUCAUUGGUACAGCAGUCAUGUGGCAGAUAAUUAUAAUGUAAGAAAAUAGAGUGAUUUAUUCCAGGUCUUAUAGCUGAAGGGUAAUAGAAACAAGCUUCAAGCCUGUGUGUUUACAAAUUCCUAUACUGUAAAUAUGAAUUAUAAGCUACCAUGAAGUUUGCACAUUCCUUCUUCAAGUUUCCAUGUAUUUAUAUAUAAGAUAUUACUAUUAUUAUAAUCCAUCUGUCUACCCAGAAUAAUAUAACUGUUAAUAAUUGCUAAAACUUUUUAAUUAAAAUAAUUACUAAACUCUUAUUUUGAAUCUGUACUCUGUCAUAUGAGAUGUGUGGAAUGCUUUAAAAAUUUUUUUAAUAUUUUUUAUGCUUUUAAAUUUUAAAACAAUGGAAUAAGGCAAAUAUUCUAACAACUUAAAACUUGGUCUUUGACUCAAUCUUGGUGUCUAAAGAAAGAAUGGUGAAAUUCUCUACCUUAUUGUAGGAAUUCUCACCAGAGUCACAUGAAAUGGGAUUAACCAAUGUGAUUCAUUUUAAAGAUAAGGAAAAUAAGAUAGAGAGCACUCACUUUUAGAAAUGAGAGCAUGAAAAUUAUCUUACUGAGCUUCAAAAGAAAUUGCAAGUGUCACCUACAGGAUACUUAUCCUGUAGCAAUCAUUUAUAUCAGUGGUGUGGAGUAUUUUGAUUUUUCUUGUCUACAGUUAUUUUUUGCAUUCUUACUUCAUUGGAAAACAUUCAUUGUUCACCAUCGUGUUAACUAGCCACUCCCUGAAAGGGCUGAGCUGAAAAUAAAAUGUCAGAUAGAUGCACUUGGGUAUUUUAGAAGCAUUACUAUUUUAUGAAGGACAACGUGAAGGUAAGAGGUCCAGAACCAUUUCCCAGGUACUAAUGGAGUGGAAAUUAUAUGACCUAAAACGUUGUCCCACAGAAAAAGGAAUAGACACAAUAGCUGUGACGUGGUUGCUACUCCAGGAACUAAAUGGCAGUGAGGUAGCAGGGUGACUCUUAUUCAUACACAUAGGCUAGAGAUCCCAACAGGUUGUAUUUCUCAGCAUUGGGCAAGGAAACAAGAAUGUGGAUACUGGUUGUGACAGGGAAAAUGGCUUAGACCUAGAUCCCAAUCCCUUCCCUAGCUGCUGCUUGCCCCAGGUUUUCAAGCCCUGUGUACCGAAUGGCCCUGUCAGAGCAUAUUUGCUUGGCUUACAGAUAACGUUAUUUUCUUGUUUCACUCUGAAUUCCCAUGUGGAAGCCCUGUUGCUUGGGAGGUAGAUAUUGUGGCUUUGUAACUGCUAAUGUUGCUGUAAUCCUUUCUCUCUGCAUAAGCCAGCUGGCUGGAUGUGCCCAGAUCCUCCUUGGUACCCUGUCCCUUUUCCUACAAUGAUUUUAUCUAUGAGCUCAUAGCAUUCCAAGCAGAGAAGGCUGAGCAUAGUGGUAAGAGGGUGAUUUUCUCUCUCAAAGCCUAGAUCAGAGUUCUUGAAAUUGAGUGAUAUAUUUCCACUUUUAAUGAAGAAAACAUUUGAUACAAUUUCAACAUGAAUUUUUACUCUUAUUAAAGUACAUCCAAACAAUGUGAUAUGUGAACUUAUUUUUUCAAUACAGAUUUUCAUUGUGUUCUGUAUAUUAGCCUUGAGUCCACUUUGUAGACUAUACUGACCUUAGAGUAAUCUGCCUGCCUCAGUCUCCCAAGCUGAUAUUUCAGCUAUGAGCCACCAUACCAAGCCUCACUUACAUGUUUUAUAUGAAAGCCAAAACACAUUUACAGAAUAGAAUAUACUACUAUAAAGACCAAUAAAUUUUAAAUUAAAAUACAAACUUUGCUGGCUAGCUUUAUGUCAACUUGACACAAGCUAUAGUCAUCUUAAGAGGAGGGACCAUCAGUUAGUUAAAUGCCUCUAUCAGAUUGCGCCGUAAGCAAACCUGUAGACCAUUUUCUGAAUUAUGACUGGUAGGGAGGGACAUGUGCACGGUGCCAUCCCUGGGCUAGUGG